GGUGAAAUAAUCAGAAUAUUACAUAAUUAUUUAGUGUUAUUUAAGCCUCUUAUGCAUGUGUUAGGCAUGACAAGAACUGAUGCACAUUUGGAAUUGAAAAGUGAUUAAAUAAUGAUCCUUUUCAGGGCUGCAGAGAUAAUGAUGCACACUGGAUCAGUUGUAACACUGGAAAUUCUCAAGUCAGCAGCUGUAUAUUAUGGUUUUGAGGAGGUAUUUACCCAGGCGCCACAAACAACAUCUAAAGAUCAUGAUAAUGGUGGACAGUCAAAGCAGAAGUCCAGUGUCUCUGAUCUCUGUGACAGUGCUGAACCAUCAGAGUCUGCUCCAUCAAGACCACCAGAAACCUUUAGAAAUCAGCACACAAUCAGCAGAGCAAACACAAAACAAAACCAGAAAUUGCUCAAGAAGAAACUGGAGUAUCGUUCAAAUCCCAACCUGACAUGUAUGCCUGUUGAUUCAGUUCCCCUUGAAAAGAUAAUGUUAUCUUUCUCCUCUGACAAUUUAAUGGAUUCUGUGAAACCCAAAAACACUCUUUUAAGCACAGAAACUCAUCACAGAGAAUAUCUGACCCUGCCAGCAUCCAAACUGCACAGCAAUAAAGUACCCAGAAUCACAGAAAAACCUCAGCAUAUUUCUGCAUUUUCCAGGGACCUGCAAAAGAUCAACAUUAUGAAACAGGCACAUUCUCAAGACAAUCUUUGGAGUGUAGAAAAAGGACGCCCUCUAGUGGACAGAUCAAGGUACUUGAAGAAACAGCAACAACUGAGCAAAUGGAAUAGCCUUACAACCAUAAGCCCAAUGGAUUCCAGCUUGUCCAGCAUGGGACACAAAAAUGGACUCUGGAAGGUCCCAACAACUACCCAGUCCGUGCCGCUAUCACAGCCGAAACGAAUGGACGUCCCCUACUCUCCACAAGCUAACAGUCUUUUAUUUAGUACAUUCCGCCAGCCUGCGGAGAGCCAAAUUAUGUCUCCAGCACACCAUCGGUAUCAACAUCAGAGCAAUGUAUCACCAUCUCAAAGACCACAGCAGGUACUCAAGAAAAAAACAGUCAUCUUCCACUCAUCUGUGAAGACAUCCCAGAAUAACACAUCCCCACAACGCUUAAGUGCUAAUCUUGAGCAGAAAGUGGUCGACAAGACUAGUAAACUCCCUACUACAGACCUGCUGGAACAGGAUGUGCAGCAGCUGCAGGCCAAAGUUCAGCGCACCCUAGAAGAGAGUGAACGUCUGCGUAGACUUUCUCUAGAGCUGCAGUUCCAGAAGAGACUAGAGGAGUACCAGCAGAAUGGUGAUGAAGAUGAGGAUGAGGAUGAUGAGAGCCAUUCGGGGGCAGAACGGAAGUGGUUGCAGACAGUAAGUGAUGUAGUGAGUAACUGUGAGAUGAACUGUGAGAAGAAUGCAACUGACCAGCAAAAGGAAGGCCACUUGUCUCAAGAGGACAGUUUGAAAGAUGAAAUCAAACAUGAAUAUGUGGGAUACGACAAGAAGUUCUCUUCUGGUGACGACAAAAGCUUCAAAACACAGCGAGCCCCAGAGAAUCUGACCUUUAAGGAGCGUCAGCGGCUGUUUUCUUUGGCAAUGGUCACUACAAGUAAAGUCAAAGUGUCCUGAUAAAAAGGCAACCCACCAAGAUCAUUUUGUAAUAGAA
Ctenopharyngodon idella (grass carp) is the source of this 1651-nucleotide messenger RNA. Its product is annotated as afadin-like. NCBI's taxonomy places the organism in Eukaryota, Metazoa, Chordata, Actinopteri, Cypriniformes, Xenocyprididae. The transcript has 8 exons. The record is from RefSeq and is a predicted model, not a curated record. Bases 112 to 1614 code for a protein of 500 amino acids.